Messenger RNA from Triticum dicoccoides, 7116 nucleotides. Its product is annotated as disease resistance protein RGA2-like. The record is from RefSeq and is a predicted model, not a curated record. Lineage: Eukaryota; Viridiplantae; Streptophyta; Magnoliopsida; Poales; Poaceae. The transcript is spliced from 8 exons. Gene Ontology annotation, biological process: defense response to other organism. The coding region runs from base 862 to 2523 and encodes 553 amino acids. Gene Ontology annotation, molecular function: ADP binding.
GCGCGCUUCCCCGCCGUUCCACCCGGCCGCCAUCGCGCCACUCAUGCCGCAAGCGCGCACGGUGCCUCACCGCAUCCCGCCCACGUUGGCGCCGCGCGGCCGUUCGGUGCGUCUGCGCCCUUGAUGUGUUCGGGGAAAUGCCACGCCGGAGAACCUGCGCCGGGUCUAUGCAGGAUCCACGCGCGGGUGGGGUGCCCUUGCCGCAGGCAUCAACGUCGGCACUCGGCAGUCUCCACCCGAGCAUCUUCUCAAAUGAUUGACUGGCUCAUCGUGCCCACGCGGCUCCCCUGUCCCUGUCCCUGCCCUGACGACCCAUGCUCAUUUCAGCUCCGAGCUGGUCGACCCACAGGUAAGGUAAAAAAUGCCGCUGGUGAUUUGGCAUCACAUGUUGCCUCCCUGGCCAAAUUCAACAACUGAAUGUGUUGUCUGGUUAUGGUUUCCUACUACGUUGUGAAUUUGGAAAAAUAUCCUACACAGCAUAGCACUUUGUACAUUCCUUGGAAUAGACGCCUCUGCUUUGUCUUAGAUUGGAGGAAUUUUUGUUUUCCCCUCCGACUACUGUGGGAGAUUUUACAUAGUUUCAGCAGCUCUACAUAUGCCAAAAUGUGUCGAUAGAUACAAGGUUGUACAUACGUAUCAGAAAUAAUCAAGCAUCUCAACGAGGAUCUAGUUUAAGCCUGGCGAUAUAAAUGAUGCUUUGUCCUGUACUGCUUGUACCAUUUAUUCAAGAAAAUAUGCGUCGUACUAUGUCUUAGGUGGUUUGGUGCGUCCGCUGUCUACAUAUUCAAGCCUGCUAGGUCCAAUGCAUAUUCCUGCUUUUGCUCUUGCCGUUGUUGUGAUGCCUUAGGUGUGCCGGGAGAGAUGUCAGGAUUGCUUGGCACGGUUGUUGACACAGCAAUAGGAUGGCUGGUGGAAAGCAUCCUUGGUAGCUUCUUCACUGGACAGAUGGAAGCAUGGACUCAUGAAAUCGGGCUUGCUAAAGAUGUGGAGAAGCUCAAAUUUGAGAUGAGGUACGUAGAGAUGGUUCUUGCUGCUGCCAGGGGAAGGAGGAUUGACAACAUGCCUCUGGCCCAGUCACUGGCUGAUCUCAAAGAACUGCUUUAUGACUCAGAGGACGUGAUGGACGAGCUCGACUAUUACCGACUCCAGCAACAGAUCGAAAAAGGGAAAGGCUGUAGUGCUCCUACUGGCACUAAGCCUGAGGAAAGCUAUGUGUCCUCAUCCCCUCUAUCUUCUGUUGUUAAAUUAGUACGCAGCGCCACAAGCCAAAUAACUGAUUGGAUCUCACGCAGCAGAAAAAGGAAACGUGAGGAGGAGGGGCCAGCUCAUUGUAACAUGCUGCCUUUUGAGAUUAAAGAUAGCAUUUCUAAGAGGAUCAAUGUAAUAGUGAAUCUUCUACGCAGUAAUGGCAAUUCUGUGCAGGGGGCUCUUCAGCUUGAGAUCUUGCGCCCCAUUGCAACAUCACGUAAGUGUCAGAAUAUUUCAAGGAAUGCUUGCAUGACAACUUCUCUUUCAACUGAAUGUCAGAUGUACGGAAGGGAUACAGAAAGAGACGAGAUAAUAGCUCAGUUGAUAAAGGGGGGAUCUAGUGAUCUGAAUGUUUUUCCAGUGGUUGGCAUUGGUGGUAUUGGGAAGACGACGCUUGCUAGAUAUGUAUACCAUGAUAAAAGAAUUAAAAAUCAUUUUGAUUUGCAAAUGUGGGUCUGUGUAUCCACUAACUUCGAUAUAGUGGGGCUAACAAUUCAGAUCCUAGAGCAUGUAUGUGAAGAUGGACCGUACGAGAAAAAAAGCAGCUUGAAUAAAUUGCAGGAGAUCCUUUUGGAAAAUAUUAGAAACAAAAGAUUUCUGCUUGUAUUGGAUGAUAUGUGGGAAGACAAGGACAGGAGUGGAUGGAUUAAAUUCUUGGCUCCAUUGAAAAGUAACCAAGCAAACGGUUGCAUGGUACUAGCAACAACUAGAACAAAAUCAGUGGCAAAAAUGAUAGGAACUAUGGGUGAAAUCACAUUGAGUGGUCUGGAUGAAAAAGAGUUUUGGCUGUUCUUCAAGGCAUGUGCAUUUCGCAAUGUCAACUGCAAGCACCAUCCUAGUUUACAAUUUAUUGGGAAACAAAUUGCUAAAGUGCUAAAAGGAUGCCCACUAGCUGCACGAAGUGUUGGUGCACUUUUGAGCACAGAUGUUAGCUAUCAACACUGGACGGCAGUUCGGGACAAAUGGAAAUCUCUUCAAGAAUAUGAUGAUGAUAUUUUACCCAUCUUGAAGCUCAGUUAUGAUCAUCUACCAGUCCACCUUCAGCGUUGUUUCUCAUAUUGCUCUUUGUUUCCAGAGGACUACCAAUUUAAUGGGAAAGAAUUGGUCCAUGCUUGGAUAUCACAAAAUUUUGUGCAGCGCAAAGAUCCUACCAUAAGAUUGGAAGAAACAGGGCACGCAUAUUUGGAAAGAUUAGUGGAUUUGGGCUUCUUCCAAAAGGAUGGCUCACACUAUAUUAUGCAUGACCUAAUGCAUGUACUGGCUGGGACGGUUUGAGCAAAUGAGUGUGCUACUAUUGAUGGAUUGAAAUCUGAAUCAAUUCAAGCAACUGUACGGCAUUUGUCUAUCAUAACUACUGAUUUUGAGAAAGAUGAACAUGGCAACAAUUCUAGUGAGAAGUUUGACAAAAUACUUCAGAAGGUUAGUUCUUGGCACAAAUUGAGGACCUUGAUGUUGUUUGGGCAAAGCAGCAUACAUUUAUUAGGGUCCUUGCGUACUUUAUGCAAGAGGGCUAAAUGUUUAAGGUUCCUAAGUGUGUCAGGUGCUGACGUCGGCUCUACAAACAGCUUGUUAAAUCUGUUCCAUCUUCGUUAUAUAAUGGCAUACAGAGUCAACAACCCUGCGUUUCGUCAAGCUUUGACAAGUUGUUAUCACCUUCAAGUAUUGGAUGUGGGCAUUUCAGGCAAUCUUGAUGUACCUGCUGAUAUGAAUAAUCUUGUUAAUCUGCGCCAUCUUAUUGCUCAUGAGAAAGUGCACCAUGCAAUAGAUUGUGUCGGCAACAUGACCUCUCUCCAGGAGUUAAAAUUCAAGGUUCAAAAUGUUGGCCGUUUUCAGAUAGGACAACUUCAGUCCAUGAAUAAGCUUGUAUUACUUGGAAUUUCUCAACUUGAAAAUGCAAAGACUAAAGAAGAGGCGAGGGGGGCCAGGCUGAUAGACAAAGAGUAUCUAGACAAAUUGUCGUUAUCAUGGGAGAAUAGUAGCAUGAAUCUUCAACCUGAGGCUGCGAAAGAUGUGCUUGAUGGUCUUCAACCACAUCAGAACCUCAAAAAUCUAGAAAUAACUGGAUAUGGUGGCGUUACCUCCCCAACCUGGCUUUCCAGUACUUUUUCAGUUACCUCACUGCAGAUACUUCAUCUAGAGAAUUGCAGGGAAUGGAAAAUUCUUCGAUCUAUUGAAAUGCCUUCCCUUAGGAAGCUAACAUUGAUCAGGAUGUUGAAUAUAAUGGAAAUCUCAGUUCCUUCUUUGGAAGAGUUGAUCUUGAUCGAUAUGCCAAAAUUGGAAAAAUGUAUCGGUUCUUAUGGAAUGGAAUUGACCUCCCAUCUAAGGGUUUUGAUGAUCAAGAACUGCCCUCAACUGAAUGAGUUCACUCUUUUCAAGAGUUACUCUUCUUUCGAAGCUGAGCAGAAGUCAUGGUUUCCGUCUCUCAGCAAACUCUCCAUCGGGCAGUGUCCUCAUAUAAUGAAAAACUGGGAAAUACUUCCACUAAGAGAAAUGGAGGCGCUAAAGGAGUUGGAGUUGAUGGACCUGCAUGUUGUCAGAGUGUCAGUUCCUUCUCUGGAGAAGUUGGUGUUGGCUAAAAUGCCAAGCCUGGAAUUUUGCAGCAGUCUAACGACUUCUCCACCUCUGCAAUUUUUACCUUCCCAAGGAGAUCCAAAGGAGUGGACAUCUAACCUCCGUAGACUCACCAUCCACAAUUGCCCUCGUCUGAUUGUGCCUCAUCCUCUUCCGCCUUCUGCUCUAAUUUCUGAGUUGUCCAUCAGGGAGGUUUCUACACUUCCAACAAUGAGGAUAAACUGGAGACGUUUCACUAUCGAAUCUUAUCAGUUGUGUGUUCUGGAUGAUAGUAUCUUGGCAUUUGAUAAUCUUAGGGGCAUAGCAUCAUUGGAAAUAAAAAAUUGUCAAAAUCUGGUCUCUCUUUCAAGUGAAUUCAACCAGUUAUUCACUUUAGAACAUUUAAGUUUACACGACUGCCAUAUUUUUACCAAGUCAAACAUCAUGUCAGAGAUUGCCCAGGAAAACAGCACAUCUGCAUGCAGCCUUGUCCUCCCAUCUCUCAAAUCUGUCAACAUUAAAACAUGUGGAGUAACAGGGAGGUGGCUAACACAAAUGGUUUCACAUUCGAAGUCCCUUGAGAACUUGCAAUUAAGGAACUGUCCACAGAUAAAGUUUCUAUCAAUCGGUCAACCUAGAGAAGCGGAAGGAACCAGCAGUUUGGCUUCAGCAGUGAUGACUUCAGCCCAAGAUGAACAGGAACUAAAACUGCCAUAUAAUCUCGUAUGUUCUCUCAAGAAAUUAUGGAUUCAGGAACACUGGGAUCUAGAGUUCUGUGGGGGUAAGAGAGACUUCGCAGGAUUCACGUCUCUUACAGAGCUAGUCCUUCAAGGUUGCCCCAAGCUGGUUUCAUCGCUGGUGGGUGAAACGAAUGACGAUGGUACCGUGGAAGUUGGAUUACUCCCCCCAUCACUUGAAGACCUUAGUAUCACUUCUCUCCCAGAAAACUUGCAUUCCUUCACUCCUCAAGGCCUUCUCCACCUCAAAAAGUUAAGUCUACGUGAUGGCCCAUGUUUGAAGUCUGUAGAGCUGCAUUCCUGUAUGGCCCUAAAGCAGCUGGAAAUCACGGGGUGUGCCGGGCUGGCUGUACUGGAGGGCUUGCAGUUUCUCAGCUCCCUGCGAAGCUUGGCGAUGGAGAUGAACCCUGAGCUGUCUUGUGCAUGGGAUCUCAGACUGCAGGAGCAAGAACAGUGCAGCAAUCAAAUUCAGCUGCUUCCUCCAUCACUUGAAGAACUUUAUAUCUGGAAUCUCACAGAUAGGAUCCAGUCCCAUCUUCUGUCCUUCCUUUCUGCCAUGGCCAGUUUAGCCGUACAGAAAAGUCCAGAAUUGACGUCUCUACAGCUGGGAUGCUGCACGGCAGUGAAAGAGUUGGAAAUUGGAGACUGCGACUUGCUUGCGUCGAUCGAGGGCCUCCAGUUCUGUGUAAACCUGACAUCCUUGAAAGUAUUUAACUCCCCUGGCCUAGUUUCCUGGUUGAAGCUUGUGUCGCAGCAGCAAGGGGCCUCUGAGAUCUGGUCUGGACUGGAAACUCUUGAGAUUGAUGAUGCAUCUGUCAUUUCCAUGCCCUUCUGCAAACAGCUCACAUCUCUAACACACCUAGAGUUCAGUUCUCGGGGUGGUAAACAGGGAGAGAGCUUGGUGAGCUUAACAGAGGAACAAGAGAGAGCAUUACAACUUCUAACCUCCCUGCAAGAACUUCGAUUGUGCAUGUGCCCAAAUCUCUCAUUACUUCCUGCAAACUUACAUAGCUUGACCUCCCUUGAGACAUUAUCUAUCAUGCAUUGUACGUGCAUCAGAAGGCUGCCAGACAUGGGCCUCCCACCUUCACUCAGAUACCUUCAGUUAUCCAAUUGCAGUGAGGAGUUAGGUAUGCACUGCAGAAUUGUAGCAACGGAGAAGCUAAGGGUCAUGAUUGAUUGUCAGUGUGUGAAUUAAUCAUCGGUGUUUACUUCUGAGACUGCAGCCACCUGCCACCUGAGAUGUUGUACAUAUUUCUGCACUCGCGGUCACCGGCACGAACAUUUGUGCAAGUAUCAUAUACCCAUUUGGCUUUCCACAAGCUACUCCAGCUGCAUGGUGGAUGAACACAGGAAAUCAUAGGUUGAAAGUGGCAAGUCCUUUUUCUUUAUCAGAGGCAUUAUGACCUUCAGCUUAUUCUUGUCACUCUUCUGGUUCGUUAUUCAGUAAGGAUCGCUGGAACGAACCUCACAUGGGAUGCUUAAUGUUAUCAUGUUACAUCACGGUAUUUGGAAUCUUCGGUACACCAGGAUUACCUGAUGAAUGAUGACUACACUUUAGUUUGCUGGUUGCCUGGCUCUACCAUUUCUGGUCUGGAUUGGAAGGUGGGCAAUGUCCAUGAAAAACCGAAGGAGACUGUAGCCACCCGAGACGUUAUACAUAUUUCUGCGCUCCCUGUUGCCAGCACAUUUGUGCUCCGUGUCACCAGCACAUUGUGCAAGUGCCAUAUACCCAUCUGGCUUUCCACAAGCUACUCUAGUUGCAUGGUGGAUGGACCAGGGACACCAUGUUGAAAGUGGCAACACUCUCUGUUUAAUCAGGGGCAUUAUGCCCUUUCCCUCAUUCUUGCGUCUUCUAGUUGCUGGCUGGCUGUGAGCUAUGCUGUAUCAACUGGCCGUGAGCUACCAUGAGGUGUGGAUUGGCAGUUGGCCAUGUCCAUGAAAAACCGAGGAAGGUACAGCAAUUCAGUUGGUGACGAUCUCCAUCUCAUACGGAAUAUGGACAUCUAUAUAUGAACCUGCCGGGAACUAAAGGAGUCUCAGACUACCAACACCGCAACUCGUUUGGCUUCCUCAAUAGUCUGCUCAGCUCGCGACCUCCUCUACUGCCUUUCCUGGCUUCUCAGCAGUGCAGUGGGCGACACUUAACCCGCGCCGUCGAACGAGUCGAUAGGGGUGGAUGUCCACGGUGGGGUCGUCACUGAAUUUGACGUUGCUGGAGAUGUUCUCGUCGAGCUCGAGGCACCUGUGUUGAGAUACUAGGCCUUGUAGAAAGCUUUGGAUAAAAAGAUGAGAAAAGAAGCCACCCUGUUUCUAUAAUGAGGCAACAAAUAUUUUGAAAGCUAAAAUGCUACCAUUUGUGGAACAGAGGGAGACCACACCCUAAUUAAAGAUGGAAAGUAGAAAUACAGUCGAAUCACGACAACACUCAGUAAUAGUUGAAUUUCUACUUUGCUAUGCGACCUUCUGUGCCGAGAUUCCAUUCUCAGCAUUGCAUCUGAUUGGGCAUUGCUGGAGGGUAUGGCUAGCAAGUAGCAACUAGCAAGUGCAGGUGAUCUGCUCCCAUAACUUGUGCCUUAGA